This is a messenger RNA of Scatophagus argus, 4562 nucleotides long. Its product is annotated as NACHT, LRR and PYD domains-containing protein 12-like. Gene Ontology annotation, molecular function: protein binding. NCBI's taxonomy places the organism in Eukaryota, Metazoa, Chordata, Actinopteri, Scatophagidae. The transcript has 12 exons. The record is from RefSeq and is a predicted model, not a curated record.
CAGCCGUUUGCUUUCACUUUCCCUCAGCUGCUGACGCAGAUUAUUCUGUGGCUCCGCACUCAAAGUGUUGCUGCAGUCUGGACUUUGUGGAGCUCCGUCAGUGUCUCCAGCUGCGGUUCAGACUGACUGACAGACCUUCAGUAACACUGCCACCUGCAGCUCACACUGGCUCUCUGCUCUCACGUCAGACUGACGGUUCUGGAUUUGGAUUUGAAGGUAUGAGGAUGUGACGGCUGUCGGUCGGACGAACACCAGCGGCGUCUGUCGGCGUCUGCGGACGAAGAAACAAAGUGUGUUUGAUCUCAUGUGGAGCUGAACAGCAGGAAGCCAUGAUGACACCAGAAGGCCUUGCGAACACUCUGGAGGAUUUAACAUCAGAUGAAUUUGAGAAAUUCAGAUGGUAUCUGAACCAGGAAGACGUGCUGGAAGGCCACCAACCCAUCAAAUGGUCCAAGCUGGAGAGGGCAGACAUGUUUCAAACCGUGACUCUGAUGGUGCACGCCUAUAAAAUGGAUGGAGCUCUGACGGUGACCAAGACGGUUUUAGAGAAGAUACCCAGAAACGACCUGGUGCAGAGACUACCGGACACCAGCUCAGGACCAGGAGAUGAUAUUGUUCCAGUACCAGAGCCACGACCCAUCUCAGAUUACCAAAAAAUACUUAAGUCACACCUUCAGGACAAGUUCAUCUGUACACAAGAGGGGUGGGGAGAGACUAAGGAACGUCUGGAUGACAUCUACACAGAGCUGUACAUCACCACCAGCCGUGACACACACAUCGAUAAACAGCAUGAGGUCAGACAGAUUGAGGUGGUGAGGAAACCAACAGAAACAGAUGAACCAAUUAAACCCAGAGACAUGUUCAAACCCCCCUCUGGAAAAUAUAAACCCAUAAGAACAGUCCUGACCAAUGGAAUUGCAGGAAUUGGCAAAACAUUUCUUGUGCGCAAGUUUGUGUUGGACUGGGCUGAAGGAAGAGCCAAUCAAGAUGUGCACCUCAUGUUCCCCUUCACCUUCCGCCAGCUGAAUUUAUGGAAGGGAAAAAAGUUAUGUUUGGCAAAGCUAAUUCAUAAAUGUAUCAGAGAGACCAAAGACAUCAAGGUAGAAGCUCUGAAUCACAUCUUCAACACUCUGCAGUCCUCAGCAAACACAAACUAUGACAAAAGUACAUUCAAACUUCUGUUUGUCUUGGAUGGACUGGAUGAGAGCCGACUUCACCUGGACUGCUCUGAGAGUAAAAACCAGGACACAGACUUUGAUGUCACAGAGUCCACCUCAGUGGAUGUGCUGCUGACAAACCUCAUCAACAGGAACCUGCUUCCAUCUGCGCGCCUCUGGAUAACCACACGACCUGCAGCAGCCAAUCAGAUCCACUCAGAUUUUGUUGACGUGGUGACAGAGGUCAGAGGGUUCACUGACCCACAGAAGGAGGAGUACUUCAGGAAGAGAUCCAGAGAUGAGGAGCAGGCCAGCAGAAUCAUCUCCCACAUCAAGACAUCACGAAGCGUCCACAUCAUGUGCCACAUCCCAGUCUUCUGCUGGAUCACUGCUACAGUUCUGGAGGAUGUGUUGAAGACCAGAGAGGGAGGAGAGCUGCCCAAGACCUUGACUGAGAUGUACGCAGAAUUCCUGAGGUUUCAGAUUCAUCAAACGAAAGACAAAUACAAACAAAAAAAGGGCAUUCAGUACAUCAAGUCAUUAGCACAACUGGCUUACCAGCAACUGGAAAAGGGCAACCUGAUCUUCUAUGGGAAAGACCUUAAAGAGAGUGGAACUGAUGUCAGAGGAGCCUCGGUGUGCUCAGGAGUGUUCACAGAGAUCUUUAAAGAGGAACGCGGGAAGAAGAAUGAAGACAAAAUGUUUAGCUUCGUCCAUCUGAGUGUUCAGGAGUUUCUGGCUGCUCUUCAUGUCCAUCAGACAUUCAUCAACUCUGGUGUCAACCUGCUGGCUGAAGAAGAAGCAAAGCGGUCUAAACUAUUGUUGCCUGCAAUAUUUAAAAACAAACCAGAACCUGCUCUCCUGUACCAGAGUGCUGUGGACAAGGCCUUGCAGAGUCCAAAUGGACACCUGGACUUGUUCCUCCGCUUCCUCCUGGGUCUUUCACUGCAGACCAAUCACACUCUCCUACGAGGUCUGAUGAAACACACAAGAUGUAGUUCUCAAACCAGCCAGGAAACAGUCGAAUACAUCAGGAUGAAGCUCAGUGACGAUCUGUCUCCAGAGAGAAGCAUCAAUCUGUUCCACUGUCUGAAUGAACUGAAUGACCGUUCUCUGGUGGAGGAGAUCCAACAGUCCCUGAGUUCAGGAAGUCUCUCCACAGAUAAACUGUCUCCUGCUCAGUGGUCAGCUCUGGGCUUCAUCUUACUGUCAUCAGAAGAAGAUCUGGACGUGUUUGACCUGAAGAAAUACUCUGCUUCAGAGGAGGCUCUUCUGAGGCUGCUGCCAGUGGUCAAAGCCUCCAACAAAGCUCUGCUGAGUGGCUGUAACCUGUCAGGGAGAAGCUGUGAAGCUCUGUCCUCAGUUCUCAGCUCCCAGUCCUCUAGUCUGAGAGAGCUGGACCUGAGUAACAACGACCUGCAGGCUUCAGGAGUGAAGCUGCUGUUUGCUCAACUAAAGAGUCUGCACUGUAAACUGGAGACUCUCAGACUGAGUGGCUGUAAUCUCACAGGGAGAAGCUGUGAAGCUCUUCCCUCAGCUCUCAGCUCUAAGUCCUCUAGUCUGAGAGAGCUGGACCUGAGUAACAACGAUCUCCAGGACUCAGGAGUGAAGCUGCUGUCUGCUGGACUGCAGAGUCCACACUGUAUGCUGGAGACUGUCAGGCUGAAUGGCUGUAACCUGUCAGAGAGAAGCUGUGAAGCUCUGUCCUCAAUUCUCAGCUCCCAGUCUUCUAGUCUGAUAGAACUGGACCUGAGUAACAACGACCUGCAGGAUUCAGGAGUGGAGCUGCUGUCUGCUGGACUGAAGAGUCCAAACUGUAAACUGGAGACUCUCAGGCUGAGUGACUGUAACCUGUCAGAGAGAAGCUGUGAAACUCUGUCCUCAGUUCUCAGCUCCCAGUCCUCUAGUCUGAGAGAGCUGGACCUGAGUAGCAACAACCUGCGGGAUUCAGGAGUGAAGCUGCUGUCUGCUGGACUGAAGAGUCCAACCUGUAAACUGGAGGCUGUCAGACUGAGUGGCUGUAAUCUGUCAGAGAGAAGCUGUGAAGCUCUGUCCUCAGUUCUCAGCUCCCAGUCCUCUAGUCUGAGAGAGCUGGACCUGAGUAACAACAAUCUGCGGGAUUCAGGAGUGACACUGCUGUCUGCUGGACUGAAGAGUCCACACUGUACACUGGAGACUCUCAGGUUGUCAGGCUGUAUGAUCACACAGGAAGGCUGUACUUCUCUGGCCUCAGCUCUGAGAUCCAACCCCUCCCAUCUGAGAGAGCUGGACCUGAGCUACAAUCAUCCAGGAGACUCAGGAGUGAGGCUGCUGUCUGCUGGACUGGAGGAUCCACACUGGAGACUGGACACUCUCAGGGUGGAACAUGGUGGACAGCAGAGGCUGAAACCUGGUCUGAGGAAGUAUGCCUGUGAACUCACAGUGGACACAAACACAGUAAACAGAUUCCUCAAACUGUCUGACAACAACAGGAAGGUGACAUUUGUGAGAGAGAAGCAGCCUCAUCCUGAUCAUCCAGAGAGGUUUGACUGGCCUCAGCUGCUGUGUAGACCUGGACUGACUGGUCGCUGCUACUGGGAGGUCGAGUGGAGUGGAGAAGUUUUUAUAUCAGUGACUUACAGAGGAAUCAGAAGGAAAGGAGACACUGCUGACUGUUUGUUUGGUUGGAAUAGUCAGUCCUGGAGUCUGGAGUAUUCUGAUGAUUGUUAUUCUGUCAGGCACAAUAUCAGAAGAACAGAUCUCCUGUCCUCCUCGUCCCUGUCCUCUGUCUCUGAUAGAGUUGCAGUGUAUGUGGACUGUCCUGCUGGCACUCUGUCCUUCUACAGAGUCUCCUCUGACAGUCUGAUCCACCUCCACACCUUCAACACCACAUUCACUGAACCUCUUUAUGCUGGAUUUCGGUUUGGGCUCUGGCCUGACUCCUCCUCAGUGUCUCUGUGUUCAGUGUAGGAGGGAGAGUCUCCUCCUGUUAGAGAAACACACACAUACUUGUUUUUGCGACCCCGUGAGACAGCCUGUCAGAAAGGGUAUUGGUGGGGACACCACUUUCUGAAUGAAACAAAGCCAUAGUUUUAUAUCACUUACUUUGCAUUUGUGUAUGUAUUUUGUAUUUUAUUAUGACAAAAAUCACUAUUCUGGUGGGGACACAUCUAUGUUGUAAUACCACCAACCACCAGCAGGUGACACUGUUGCAAAAUUGUAAACAUUUUUAUUUCUGCAUGAAAGUUGUUGCCGUAACUGUUAAUUUAACAAUUCUACAACAUAUUGCAAACAAACACCAAUGUGUGGCUACAGGGAUCAAAACAUUUUUGUACCAGUAUUUUUAACAAUGCUACAGCAUAUUUUCAAGAAGAUAUUUUCAUAAACAACUAUAACAGUAUUAACAAUAAACAAUUUUUUGAACAA